Aspergillus ibericus CBS 121593 is the source of this 1966-nucleotide messenger RNA. Its product is annotated as cytochrome P450. Gene Ontology annotation, molecular function: oxidoreductase activity, acting on paired donors, with incorporation or reduction of molecular oxygen, reduced flavin or flavoprotein as one donor, and incorporation of one atom of oxygen; heme binding; iron ion binding. NCBI's taxonomy places the organism in Eukaryota, Fungi, Ascomycota, Eurotiomycetes, Eurotiales, Aspergillaceae. The transcript has 2 exons. Bases 322 to 1863 code for a protein of 513 amino acids. The record is from RefSeq and is a predicted model, not a curated record.
UCUUCCUUCGCGCCGGCCGCCUCCUCAAUCCUCAUCCAGUGGCUCCUCCGAACUUCACCAGCCAGACUAGGACUUCGCCGGUCACUCCCUCCCCAAUGAUACUCUGGUUCCGUCCCCGUGAAGGCUCAUCCCAGAUCCACCCCGACGACUAAUCAUCGACUGGCCCGAACGGUCGCUGUCCUAAUGCCAGACACACGCGCAGUCGCCUCAUCGCUGGUUCCGUCCUGCCUCGGUUGAUUUUCACGCCACUAUAAAGUGAAUGACCUCCCGGCGCAGUUCAGCUCCUUGCUUGGCUCUCCUCCCACCUUCGAUCGCGCCGCCAUGUCGACCCUUCUUUUUGUCGCGACGGCCACCCCCGUCCUAUACCUGGUUUGGGUGCUCCUGACGCGCUGGCAACAUGCCCAGAAUGCCCGUAAAUGGAACUGCGGGGCUGUGCCCAGCUAUCCCGGCGACCUGCUGGGUGUCAACACCCUCAAGGAGGCCCUGCAGCUCGACAAGGAUCGGGAGCUGCCCAUGCUCACCCGUCGCCGCAUCGCCACUCUGUCUGCUCGCGAGAACCGCUACACCACCACCUUCCAGUUCCGCCAACUCGGGACCGAUAUCAUCAGCACCUCCGAACCCAAGAACGUCCAGGCCCUCUUGGCCACCCAGUUCAAGGACUUUGAGCUGGGCCAGGUCCGCCGCAACUCUAUGCACUGGCUGCUCGGCAGUGGCAUCUUCACUGCUGAUGGCGACCAUUGGUCUCGUUCCCGUGCUCUCCUCCGCCCCCAGUUCACCCGUGACCAGAUCAGCGACCUGGAUCUCGAGGAACGUCAUGUGCAGCAGGCCAUGAAGGCCAUGCCGGUUGACGCCACGGGCUGGACCCCCGCCACCGACAUCCAGACCAUCUUCUUCCGUCUGACCAUGGAUACCGCCACCGAGUUCCUCUUCGGGGAGAGUGUUCAGAGCCAGGCUGCCGCCCUCAGCAACGGUGCCAUUCCCCAGGACAACUUCCCCGCUCAGUUCGACCGUGGCCAAUGGUAUGCCGCUCAGCGCUCCCGCUUUGAGAAGCUCUACUGGAUUGUCGACAACAAGGAAAGCCGUGCGAUCAACCAGGCCGUUCACGCCUACGUCGACCGCUUCGUCAACGCUGCCCUGUCUUCUGACCCGGAGAAGAAGCCCGCCCACUACGUCUUCCUGCACGGUCUGGCCGAGGCCACUCGUGAUCCUGUCGAGCUGCGGUCGCAGCUGCUCAAUAUCCUCCUGGCUGGUCGUGAUACCACGGCGUCGCUGCUGAGUUGGUGUGUCCUGUUCUUGGCGCGCUACCCUGAUGUGUUCACUGCCCUCCGCUCUACUAUCCUGACCGAAUUUGGCACCUACACCCAGCCCCACGACAUCACCUUUGCCAACCUCAAGUCCUGCCGUCCCCUGCAGAACUUCCUGAAUGAAGUCCUCCGUCUCUACCCCAUCGUGCCCGGUAACCGCCGUACUGCUGUUCGCAACACUACCCUGCCGACCGGCGGUGGUCCCAGCGGCACGGAGCCCAUCUACAUCAAGAAGGGACAGUCCGUUUUCUACAGCACGUUCGUUAUGCACCGUCGUCCCGACCUAUGGGGCCCUGACGCGGACGAGUUCCGUCCCGACCGGUGGUCCGAGCGCAAGGUCGGCUGGGAGUAUCUGCCUUUCAACGGUGGCCCGCGUAUCUGCAUCGGACAGCAGUUUGCUCUGACCGAGGCCGGCUACGUGCUGGUGCGUCUCCUACAGCGAUUUGAUCGCUUCGAGGGUGUUGGUCCGACGGCCCAAGGAGAUGUCAAGAUGGCGGUGAAUCUGACGAAUGCACCGGGCGAUAACGUGACGGUGCGGUUACAUGAGGAUAGCCAGUAGGCUAUUUAUUCUGGGGCGGUUUGUUGGAUACCCGUUGGGAUGAUUAGCGUGAUUAUAGAUUGACAUGAUACUUUCUACCAAUGAAUUCUUAAGUGAGCCAUCA